Molecule: messenger RNA, 1883 nt
Organism: Vitis vinifera (wine grape)
Lineage: Eukaryota; Viridiplantae; Streptophyta; Magnoliopsida; Vitales; Vitaceae
Product: 1-aminocyclopropane-1-carboxylate oxidase homolog 1
Exons: 4
Coding region: 411-1517 (368 amino acids)
Source: RefSeq, a predicted model, not a curated record
CAUUCCUGCAGCCAAACAGCACCUAGUCCUGAACCUUAACCUCUACUCAAUGUCUUACCCUGAUAUUGUUUGAGGAAGAGGACCAUGUAGAAUGAGAGCCAAGCUUCCUUUAUAUAGGUGGUGGUGCUACAUAUACAUUUUGUAGCUGAGAUCCUUGCAGUCAAGGCUGUGCAGAAGAAGAGUCUUUAACAGUAAAGAAGGUCAGUGGCCUCAAGCGUGAAGACUCUGAAGGAUUCUUCCCGGAGAACCCUGGAGAUCAGGAAGUCUUUAAGUUGAAUGUGACGGUGGGGUAGGGUGGUCUCCAAUUUGAGUUCUGUGGCCUGACAGUGCAAGUCUUCAGGACAUUUCGCACAAGCGGAAAAACCCGAUUUUACAUACUCCAAUAAGCUAGAGAAAAAAACAUAAAAAAUAUGGUCACAUGCAAUACUCGAGAAGGAAUGGACUCUGAAUAUGACCGGAAAAGUGAGUUAAUUGCUUUUGAUGAUUCAAAAGCUGGUGUGAAGGGGCUUGUAGAUGCUGGGGUGGCAAAGAUCCCACGUAUGUUCAUCCAUCCACAACAUAAUCUCCGUGAGAAGUCAGUUUCCACUAAUGCCCAGCUUCGGAUUCCAAUCAUAGACCUAGAAGGUGUCAACAGUGAUGCAAUUCUACGUGCUAAAAUCAUUGACAAAGUUCGAAAUGCUUGUGAGAUUUGGGGCAUUUUUCAGAUUGUCAAUCAUGGAAUUCUGAAAUGUGUUUUGGAGGAGAUGAUCAAAGGAAUACGUAGAUUUAAUGAGCAAGACACUGAAGUGAAGAAAGAGUUUUAUACUCGUGAUUUCUCCAAAAAGGUGACAUUUGUAUCCAAUUUUGAUCUAUUUCAGGCACCAGCAGCUACUUGGAAGGAUUCCUUUUCUUGUAUUAUUGCUCCUAAUCCACCAGACCCAACAGAUAUGCCUGCGGUAUGCAGAGAUAUAAUCAUGGAAUACUCGAAGCAAGUAAAGAUGUUGGCUAAUACUCUGUUUGAAUUAGUUGCAGAGGCUCUUGGCCUCAAUUCUAACCAUUUGAAAGACAUGGAAUGUGCUGAGGGCCUUUUCCUUGUGUCUCAUUACUACCCAGCUUGCCCAGAACCAGAAUUGACUAUGGGCACCAAAACUCAUACUGAUCCAACAUUCCUCACGGUACUUUUACAAGACCAAGUGGGUGGUCUCCAAGUUCUCCAUGAGAAACAAUGGGUCAAUGUGAACCCGGUGCCUGGAGCACUAGUGAUAAACACUGGAGAUCUUCUGCAGCUUGUAUCCAACGACAUGUUUAGGAGUGCAAAACACAGGGUAUUGGCAAAUCAUAAAGGCCCAAGAGUAUCAGUGGCCAGCUUUUUUUCUCCAUUUAGUCUGCCAUCCUCAAAACUCUACGGACCAAUCAAGGAGUUGUUAUCAGAAGAUAAUCCUCCAAAGUACAAGGAAACCACAGCAAGAGACUAUGGUACCUGCCACAGAGCAGAAAGGCUUGAUGGGACUUCUGCUCUCCAGCAUUUCAUGCUUUAGUUUGGCAAUGGAGAUGAUGAAGGGUUAGGAAUAAUUGAAUCUCCAGGAAGUGGAAGGGUUUAUCCUAUUUGUGAUUGAGUUGGCUAUUGUCUCAACUUUUAAUAGUAGUUUCCUUAGUAAGGUAGGUAUAAAUUGGGAGUUGCUAUCAUAUUUGUGGGCAUGCUGAAACUCGAAACAUUGAUCUGCUUAUGUAAUUGAUUUGAAUGUGAAGUAGAAGCCUUGUUAUGGUCUAUCCACAUCAGGAAAGGUUAUGCAAACAAGCAUGUAUUGAAAUACCACAUAUGUGCAAGGCACAUUUGAGCUUUCAAAACUUUCUGAUGCCAUGUAAUCUAAGUUUCUAGUGGGCUUUUCUUCUUUGUUUCUUCA